UGGUGGAAAUGGAUUCGUAGAAUAAUGAUUUUAAAUAUUGCAUUAGUUAUUAAGAGUGUAAUUCACUGACACUUUCAACACAACGAGGUUAAGAUUCAAAAUAAAAAUGAUUGAAAAAACACUAAACAACUCCUUUACAAAAAAAACAAACCGUUCCUAACAGAAAGUAGUCACCAUUCUGUCCAUAAAAGGCACGAAUUUCAACUCGCGCCGAGAUAAAUACUUCAUCUCUGACCCACAUAAUGGCGAUAUUUUAGGCGGAGCUCCGACUUGUCACAACCCGCUCCUCCGCCGAGCUCGCCCCGGUACCGCCGGAGCCAUUAGAGCCGCGUCGCCUUCCAUCUUCCUGCGCCAGAAAGCAGCCUCCUCUCCGGCCGCCUCCAUCGAUCUCCAUCGGGGAAGAAGAAGAAGAAGAGCUCCGGAGGAAGCCGAGCGAGGGAGGACGUUAACGGCCAGCGGGCACAUUUAAAGAAGUGCAUUGGAGUGGACGACGGCUUUUAUUCUCAGUCUCCCAGCUCUCAUACGUCAUCCGAUUUUUUUUAAUCAUACCCCCAACCAAAUUCUCCUUGAUUUGCACCUUCUAAUGCUUCUUGCUGGCCCUUUCUAAGCUACUGAAGCCAUGGCUGUGCCCUCAGCUCAUGAGUUUCACUGGCAGAGCUUGGCACGACUGCCCAACGGCCGUGUCUAUCACACUCUGACCGAGGUUGGGGGGCAGAUGUACAUGCUGGGGGGCUGUGAUGCUUCAGGGAGGCCCUGCCCUAAUGUGGAACUGUACUCCCCUGAGGGGGACCGAUGGAUAAGCCUGCCCUCUAUGCCCACUCCACGGGCUGGAGCUGCCGUGGCAGCACUUGGAAAACAGAUCUUAGUCGUUGGAGGAGUGGGGGAGGACCAGAGUCCAUUGAAGAUGGUGGAAAUAUAUAACACAGAAGAAGGAAGGUGGAGAAAGAGGAGUUCCCUGAGGGAGGCUCUGAUGGGUGUGUCCAUCACUAUGAAAGAUGGUCGUGCUCUGGCUGUGGGCGGAAUGGGUGCUGACCUGCUCUCUCGUAACAUCCUUCAACAGUAUGACUUUCGAAAAGACGUGUGGGCUCUGCUUCCUCCCAUGCCGACCCCACGCUACGAUGCCAACGCACAUUUACUGGACAACAAGCUCUAUGUAGCAGGUGGCCGCCAGUGUAAGCGGCCGGUGAAGGCGUUCGAGAUGUAUGACACAGACACACGCUCAUGGACAACGCUUCCAAUGCUGUCGUGUAAGUGUUCCUACGCGGGAGCGAUAUGGGACACUGCCGGGAGGCUGUGUUUGCUGGGAGGACUGCGGCAGGGAGGAGGACAUCAGAGCUCAAAGUUUACCAGGAACGUCAGCAUUUUCGACACUCACCGAGGUACGUGGCUGAAGUCGGAUGAGACGGUCGCCUUGAAGACAAAGAGAGCAGACUUUGUUGCCGCUAUGCUGCGCGACCGCAUGGUGGUAGCAGGAGGACUUGGUCAUGAGCCGUCUGCGCUGGACACGGUGGAGGCUUUCCAUCCUCAGAAGAAGAAGUGGGAGAGGCUGGCUCCAAUGGCGUUCCCCCGCUGCACGGCCUCCUCCAUCGUCAUCAGAGAUCGCCUCCUAGUAGUGGGUGGAGUUAACCAGGUACCCAGCCCAGCGCAUGAGAUUCUGUAUGUCAAAGAAGAGGAAUACCUGUAGCCGGACCCAGGAUGAAAGUGCAUCAGUAGGAGCGGCCUUCUUAGUCACACAGUAUUUGCAAUAUACUUUUAGUUGUGGACUAUCUGAGCCAACCAUGUGAAAGUGUUCUUUUCAUAGCGACCGCGUGAGACCACACUGCCAUCUGUCGGGCUGGAAUAACACUGCAGCCUGCAUGGAGACUCGGCGUCAAGAGCAGGGGUGUCCAAACAGGGUUUGAUACAUUUUCUACAGUAAAGAUGCUCAAAUCAAUCCCGUGUAGGUCAAAGUACGCUCAGCUGUCUGAACAAAAAUAUCCACAAAGCAGAUUAGGGCAUCAUUUUUCCCACAGGGGGUGUUGGGUUGCUAAAAGUGACUACAAAAAACUGAAGACAAAACAAAUACCGGUAUAUUUACUUAUAACUACCGUAUUUCCCGGACCAUAGGGCGCACCGGAUUAUAAGGCGCACUGCUGAUGAGCGGGUCUAGUCAGGUUUAUUUUCAUACAAAAGGUGCAAUAAUAGGAUAAUAGGGCGUAUUAAAGGGGUCAUAUUAUUUUUAUUUUUUUUGGUGGUCCACAUAACAUGUAAUGGUGGUUCUUUGGUCAAAAUGUUGCAUAGAUUUAUGUUUUACAGAUCAUCUUCAAGUCGCUUCAAGAUGCGCCGUUUUGUGGGUGGUCUUAUUUACGUGGCUCACCUUCGACAGCGUCUUCUCCCCGUCAUCUUUGUUGUAGCGGUGUAGCGUGCAAGGACGGGAGAGGAAGAAGUGUCAAAAGAUGGAGCUAACUGUUUUAAUGACAUUCAGACUUUACUUCAAUUAAUAACGGAGCAGCAUCUCCUCAUCUGUGGCUCACUAGUGCAACAACAAGGCCGGAAAUGUGUCCCGUGAAAAACCGUCCGACCGGAACUCUCUAUCAAUCAAUCAAUCAAUGUUUACUAAAGUUCCUUGGGUGAAUAAUGUAAACUCACUACACCGGUAUGUUUUAGCGCUUUCAUGGCGAGUUUACUGACAGAUAUAAGUAGAGAUGUCUGAUAAUAUCGGCCUGCCGAUAUUAUCGGCCGAUAAAUGCUUUAAAAUGUGAUAUUGGAAAUUAUCGGUAUCGGUUUUUUUAUUACUGGUAUCGGUUUUGUUUUUUUGGUUGUUUUUUUUUAAUUAAAUCAACAUAAAAAACACAAAAUACACCUACAAUUAGUGCACCAACACAAAAAACCUCCCUCCCCCAUUCACACUCAUUCACACAAAAGGGUUGUUUCUUUCUGUUAUUAAUAUUCUGGUUCCUACAUUAUAUAUCAAUAUAGAUCAAUACAGUCUGCAAGGGAUACAGUCCGUAAGCACACAUGAUUGUGCGUGCUGCUGGUCCACUAAUAGUACUAACCUUUAACAGUUAAUUUUACUCAUUUUUAUUAAAUACUAGUUUCUAUGUAACUGUUUUUAUAUUGUUUUACUUUCUUUUUUAUUCAAGAAAAUGUUUUUAUUUUAUUUAUCUUAUUUUAUUUUAUUAAUUUUUGUAAAAAGUACCUUAUCUUCACCAUACCUGGUUGUCCAAAUUAGGCAUAAUAAUGUGUUAAUUCCACAUCUGUAUAUAUCGGUAUCGGUUGAUAUCGGUAUCGGUAAUUAAGAGUUGGACAAUAUCGGAAUAUCGGAUAUCGGCAAAAAAGCCAUUAUCGGACAUCCCUAGAUAUAAGUAAGAACUUUACACUACUUUAUAUUAGAAAUGGCAACAUCGGAGGAUGAAUGUCCCACAACAAGAAGAUAGAGAAAAAGAAGAACCACGGACUACAAAGGCGGAUGCGCGCAAAUUUUCAGGACUUAUACAGAUCCCAAAUACAGAUCAGCAGCUACCAGAAGGUAAGAAAAGUUUCUUUUGCAUAAUAUUGCGAAACAAAACGCCAGAUAAUGUCUUACCUUAUACACACACCAUAAUAAUACUCAUAUGUUGAAGCACAGUACAAUCCAUCAAGCGGUUCGGCUUCAUAGCUUACCAAAGUCGUACUAAAACAUUUUGAUAGAUUUUUGAGCGCCGUGUGUAAUGUUCUAUAUUUUCAAUGGAACAUAUAAAAUGUUGGUGGUGUUUAAUUGAGUCAUAUUGCAGUCUACACGUAUCUCUUAUGUGCGGCUGCCAUCAUAUUGCCGUCUACACGUAUCUCGUAUGUUUGACUGCCAUCUACUGGUCACACUUAUCAUUUCACCAUGCACCAAAUAAAAUAGCUUCAAGGUCGGUAAGCAAAACCAGAAUUAUUCUGUACAUUAGGCGCACCGGGUUAUAAGGCGCACUGUCGAGUUUUGAGAAAAUGAAAGGAUUUUAAGUGCGCCUUAUAGUCCGAAAAAUACGGUACAUUUACUUCUAACUAUACUUCUUUUUGUCUUUUCUGUUUGUCAGAAGACAAAACCGUCUGGAGGUAAUAUCUGUUCGGCAGGGUUUUACAGCAGCAUCUGGAGCCUGUAUGUAUCCACUAGAUUUGUCACUAGAUUAUUUUUUUACAUAAGUGCUUUGAUUACUCGCUAAAUGUAUUUUUACCCACGAGUAAAAAUAAACAGACAACAUGCUUUUUUCCAAAAUACUGUACGUUGUUUGUUGCUUGGCCAAUGCUAACAGCGUAUUAAAUGCUGCAACAGAACCAAACAUGUUUUGAUUCAAACUUAACCAGUCUGAAAACUCUGUGAACACACCAACUUGUACCAGGUGAUGGCGUUAAAAGUCAUGGUUGUUCGUCUCUCGGCUGCUUCCUAGGCUAUUCGCCGUCUCUUUUUUAGCUUCAUAACCCGACUUCCUUGGGCUUUGCUUCCACGCUGGAAAUGAAAAAAAAUCUCCCCAAUUUUUUUUUUUCUUUGAAGCAAUCAUGACAGUUAAUGAUGCCGUACAUUUGCGCCAUAUUUUGAACUUGUUAAAGGGAAAAAAAAGAGUCUUGUAUUAAGCCAUGAAAAUACAGUUAGACUUCCUUUUUAUUGUCAUUCAAAUUUGAACUUUACAGCACAGAUAAGAACGAAAUUUCGUUACAUAAGCUCAUGGUAGUGCAGGAUAAAAAAGCAAUAAGGUGCAUAUAUAAAUAAAUAAAUAUAUACACUACCGUUCAAAAGUUUGGGGUCACCCAAACAAUUUUGUGGAAUAGCCUUCAUUUCUAAGAACAAGAAUAGACUGUCGAGUUUCAGAUGAAAGUUCUCUUUUUCUGGCCAUUUUGAGCGUU
Molecule: messenger RNA, 4845 nt
Organism: Entelurus aequoreus (snake pipefish)
Lineage: Eukaryota; Metazoa; Chordata; Actinopteri; Syngnathiformes; Syngnathidae
Gene: klhdc8a
Product: kelch domain containing 8A
Exons: 8
Coding region: 620-1684 (354 amino acids)
Molecular function (GO): protein binding
Source: RefSeq, a predicted model, not a curated record